This is a messenger RNA of Gossypium raimondii (Peruvian cotton), 4265 nucleotides long. RefSeq names its product putative disease resistance RPP13-like protein 1. Gene Ontology annotation, biological process: defense response to other organism. Bases 265 to 3423 code for a protein of 1052 amino acids. Gene Ontology annotation, molecular function: ADP binding. The transcript has a single exon. The record is from RefSeq and is a predicted model, not a curated record. NCBI's taxonomy places the organism in Eukaryota, Viridiplantae, Streptophyta, Magnoliopsida, Malvales, Malvaceae.
UUCAAACAUUCCAAUAAAGAAAUUUUAUACACAAAUUGGAUGAGGCUGCUUCAUCUUUAUUGAAACUAAAGUAUUUGCGAGUUAAAGCCUUCCCCUUUCAUCCAAUCCUUCUACUGUUCCUUUCUCUGUUUCAAAUUCAAAUCCUUCAUCUUUGCAACCGUGUCUUCUCUUUAGUUGAAGCACUCUUCUUUUCCUUUCUUUGUUAUUACUUCCCUUUUCAUCUUCCUUUAAACCUUUCUUUACCAAAAAACCCCACAAAAAAACAUGGCUUUGGUGGGUGAAGCUUUUCUCUCUGCUUCCAUUGAGGUGCUGCUUGAUAGGAUUGUUUCUGCCGAUGUUCUGAGGCUUAUCAAAGGAAAGAAACUUGAAGCUGUGCUGCUGAACAAACUCAAGCCAACCUUGAUGUCGGUGAAAGCAGUGUUGGAUGAUGCUGAAAAUAAGCAGAUUGCCAACCCAAAUGUCAAAAGUUGGACCGAUGAGCUCAAAGAUGCUGUUUAUGAUGCCGAGGACCUCCUGGACGAGAUCUCUACUGAAGCUCUUCGGAACAAGAUUGAAUCAGAAUAUCAAACUACUAAUAUGAAGCAGGUUAGUAGCUUUUUCUCUUCUUUGAAUCCUUUCAAAGAUGGGGCGCAGUCAAAGCUAGAGGAGAUCCUUGGGAGACUAGACAACCUACUGAACCAAAAACAGAUUCUGGGUCUGAAAGAAAACUCUGAAGGAGAAAAGGCAUUUCAAAGAACGCCUGCAACUUCUUUGGUGGACGAGUCUGAUGUUUGUGGUAGAGAUGAUGAAAAAGAAGAAAUAAUGAAGUUGUUGGAUCCUCAAAAUCUGCCUAAAAAUCAGGUAGAUGUGAUUCCCAUUGUGGGUAUGGGCGGGCUUGGAAAAACCACCCUUGCCCAAUUGAUCUACAAUGACCCCAGAGUGGAUAAAUGGUUUCACCCCAAAGCAUGGGUGUGUGUUUCAGAGAAAUUUGAUGCUCUCAAGGUAACCAAAACCAUUCUUGAAGAAACCAAAUGUAGCUGUGAUGGAAACCAGAACUUAAAUCAGUUUCAACUUAAACUCAAAGAGCAGCUGUUGGGAAAGAAAUAUCUAAUCAUUAUGGAUGAUGUUUGGAAUGAAAACUAUGCUGUGUGGGAGCAGCUCAGCAUUCCUUUCAAAUUUGGGGCUCAAAAUAGCAAGAUUAUUGUAACCACACGUAAUGAAAGUGUUGCCGACAUUAUGAGGACUAUUCCAACUUAUCCUCUGAAGACCUUAUCUAAUGAUGAUUGUUGGACGUUAUUCGCAAAGCAUGCGUUCGUUGGUACAACCCCAAGUACGCAUCCGGAUCUCAAGGCAAUUGGUGAAGCAAUCGUGAAAAGGUGUAACGGCCUUCCUUUGGCUGCAAAAACACUUGGAGGUCUCCUUCGCUGUAAACUAGACGCUGAUGAAUGGAACAAAAUCUUGCAUAGCAAUUUUUGGGACAUACCAAAUACUGCAAGUAAUAUUCUUCCAGCGCUAGCAUUAAGUUAUCAUUAUCUUCCUUCACAUUUAAAGCGAUGUUUUGCUUAUUGUUCAAUUUUUCCUAAAGAUUACGAAUUCGAAAAGGAAGAACUUAUUCAAUUAUGGAUGGCUGAAGGACUUUUACAGCUUUCGAAAGAUAAUGGAAAUCCAGAAGAACUGGGUAACGAGUACUUCAAAGAUUUGAGAUUGAGGUCCUUUUUUCAACAAUCAAAAGGAGAGAAAUCUUGUUUUGUCAUGCAUGAUCUAAUUAGUGACUUGGCUAAAUCUGUCACCGGAGAAUUCAUCUGCAGAUUGGAAGGGAGUGGUGGUUCUUGUGUAAUAACUGAAAAGACCCGUCAUUUGUCCAAUGUCCAAGAAUUUUAUGAUGUGCGACAAAAAUUUCAGAGCUUACCUAAAGCAAAAUGUCUGCGUGCUUUCCUAACUGUGAAGUCUUCUUCCUAUUGUAGUGUUAGCAAUGUGCUAAUGCAUGAUUUGUUGAUGAAAUCAAGCUUACGAGUGCUUUCUUUGGCUGGGUAUACAAAUAUCAAAGAAUUGCCAAAAGAAAUUAGUAACUUGAAGCAUCUACGAAAUUUGAAUCUCUCAAAAACUUCAAUCACAAGGUUGCCAAAUUCUCUGUGUACGGUGUAUAAUUUGCAAGCAUUGACAUUGCAUGUAUGCAGUGACCUUGUUGAGUUGCCGAGAGACAUGGGGAGAUUGAUCAACAUGCUUUAUCUUGAUAUUAGGGGAACAAAGUUAACUAGGAUGCCAGAAGGGAUGGGUAAGUUGAAAGAUAUUCGAAUCUUAACAGAUUUUGUUAUAGGUGAUCAAACUGGCUCAAGCAUUAAUGAGUUGGGAAAGCUCAAGCACUUACGGGGAAGACUUGCCAUUUCAAGACUGAAAAAUGUUGUAAAUGCCAGGGAUGCCAAAGAUGCCAAUUUGAAGGAUAAGGUUAAUCUUAAGGAGUUGAAGUUGACAUGGGAUGAAUAUUAUGAUAUUGCUGGUGACUCAAAGCAUGAUAGAGAAGUAUUGGAACAAUUGGAGCCUAAUACAAACUUGAAGCAUCUAGUUAUCGGAAGUUACAAAGGCAGGAGAUUUCCAGAAUGGGUGGGGCAUUUGUCCUUCUCAAAUAUGAUAUCUUUGGAGUUGCAAGAUUGUAAAUUUUGCAUAUCUUUGCCUCCGCUUGGCCAAUUAUCAUCUUUGAAAUCUCUCUCCAUUUCUGGGUUCAGGAAAGUUGUAAUAGUUGGCGAGGAGUUCUAUAGUAAUGGACAAGCUUCGACUAAACCAUUUGGAUCUCUUGAAAUCCUAGUGUUUGAGAAUAUGGCUGGGUGGGAAGAAUGGUUGUGUAGGAGUGAUGAAGCUUUCUCCCUUCUGCAAGAGCUACGCAUCAGGGAUUGUCCAAAGCUAAUCAAGUCAAUACCCAAACACCUCCCCUCUUUAAAGAAAUUGGUGAUUGCAAAUUGUGAGAAGCUUGAAUGUUUUCUCCCAAGGACACCAGGCAUUUGUGAACUUGAGUUAGAAAGAUGCGAUGCACUGCAAUUGGAGCCAUUGCCUUGUGGGCUUCGAAAGUUGGGCAUCAAAGGUUCGAGUAUGAAUGAUUCCAUAUUGGAACAGAUGUUGAAACACUGCACUCAUCUCGACGAGUUAAUUAUCUCUGGUUGUUCUAAUAUCAAAUCCCUUCCUGAGGAUAGUGUGUCUAUUACACUGAAAAAACUGAGGAUCGAGCAGUGCAAAGCUUUUAAUCAUUCCAAAAUCUUCUUGUAUACAUCCCUUGAAUCUCUGAAGAUAAAAGGUACAAAGUGUGAUCAACUGGAAUCUUUCUCAUUAGGACCGUUUCCUAUGCUAAAGCAUGUUGAAAUUUCUGGAUGUGAAGACUUGAAGUUUUUUAGUGCUGCUUUAGAGGGCUCUCACCACCAGCAUCUAACAUGUCUCAAUUCUUUGGAAAUAUAGUGGUGCCAAAAUUUGAAAUCUUUUCAAAUUGAAGAUGGAUUAGCUGUAACCAAUUUGACCCGGCUUACGCUUUUGGGUUGCCCUAGUUUAAAGUCAUUGCCAGAGCAAAUGCACUCUGUCUUUCCAUCCCUUGAGGAUUUGAAAAUACUUGUAUGUCCAGAAAUAGAGAGGGUUCCAAAAGAGGGUUUGCCCUCCAAAUUAAAAAGAAUUACAAUCGGAAGCAGUGAUAAACUAAUUGAGAGCUUGAUUAGGAAAAGGGAAUGGAGUUUGCAUACACUCCCUUCUCUUACAGAUCUCGAGAUCUCAUUUUCAGAAGUAGAGAUGGAGUGUUUUCCAGAUGAACAUCUGCUUCCCUCUUCUCUUGAAACUCUCUGGCUCUCUCAACUUCCAAAUCUAAAGAGUUUGGAGUAUAAGGGGUUUCAACACCUCACCUCUCUUUCCAGAUUGCUUAUCGACAGUUGUCCCAAGCUCCAAUCCAUGCCCCCAAACAUGCUCCCUCCCUCCCUCUCUUUUUUUUACAUUAGGAACUGUCCUUUGCUGGAGAAACGUUGUAAAAAGGAGAAAGGCAAAGAUUGGGCCAACAUUUCCCACAUCCCUGUCAUUGAAAUUGGGGGUGAAGUCAUGAUGUAGAAGGGGCAGUGAGUGAGAAAAGAAGAAGUGAAGAGGGUGGUAUUGCAUUCAUAUUUGGAUAGACAUGAAACAAAAAGUGUGAUGUGUAAGUUUGGUAGAAGUAGAUGAGGAAGUUAUGUUUAAUGUUGAAUUACAGCAUUCCAUUAUGGAAUAUCAACUAUCUUUUAUUAAGUAAAUUAUUUAUUGUUUUUAUUUAGUAUUAUUACCAUUAA